AUGCACCUGCCGGGCUGCGCCCCAGCCAUGGCCGACGGCAGCUUCUCGCUCGCCGGCCACCUGCUCCGCAGCCCCGGCGGGAGCACCUCACGGCUGCACAGCAUCGAAGCCAUCCUGGGAUUUACUAAGGACGACGGGGUCCUCGGCUCCUUCCCGGAGGAGCGGGCCGCCCGGGGCACCAAGGAGCGAGAUAGGAGGCUGGGCGCGCGGCCCGUCGGCCCCAAGGCGCCUGCCGGAGGGGCCGAACCGUCCCCACCGCCCGCCCCGGCGCCAGCCCCGGAGUACGAAGCGCCCCGCCCCUACUGCCCCAAGGAGACCGGGGAGGCUCGGCCGAGCCCUGGGCUGCCUGGAGGACCGUCCGCCCCCGGCGACUCGAAGCUGUCGGAGGAGGAGCAGCCCAAAAAGAAGCAUCGGCGGAACCGCACGACCUUCACCACGUACCAGCUGCACGAACUGGAGCGCGCGUUCGAGAAGUCGCACUACCCCGACGUGUACAGUCGCGAGGAGCUGGCGGGCAAAGUCAACUUACCCGAGGUCCGAGUCCAGGUGUGGUUCCAGAACCGACGCGCCAAGUGGCGGCGGCAGGAGAAGCUGGAGGUGUCGUCCAUGAAGCUCCAGGACUCGCCCCUGCUCUCCUUCAGCCGCUCCCCGCCCGCCGCGGCCCUGGCGCCCCUCGGAGCGGGCACGGCGGGCGGCGGCGGCGGGCCGGCGGGGGGCGCCCUGCCGCUCGAGUCGUGGCUCGGGCCGCCGCUCCCGGCCGGGGGCGCCACGGCGCUGCAGAGCCUACCGGGCUUUGGGCCGCCGGCGCAGAGCCUGCCCGCCAGCUACACGCCGCCUCCGCCGCCGCCGCCCUUCCUGAACUCCCCGCCGCUCGGCCCCGGCCUGCAGCCCCUCGGGCCGCCGCCGCCGCCGCCCGCCUACCCGUGCGGGCCCGGCUUCGGGGACAAGUUCCCGCUGGACGAGGCGGACCCGCGCAACAGCAGCAUCGCGGCGCUGCGCCUGAAGGCCAAGGAGCACAUCCAGGCCAUCGGGAAGCCGUGGCAGGCCCUCUAG
This is a messenger RNA of Dama dama (fallow deer), 1053 nucleotides long. It is a transcript of the gene RAX, whose product is annotated as retina and anterior neural fold homeobox. Lineage: Eukaryota; Metazoa; Chordata; Mammalia; Artiodactyla; Cervidae. Gene Ontology annotation, biological process: positive regulation of transcription by RNA polymerase II. The record is from RefSeq and is a predicted model, not a curated record. The transcript is spliced from 3 exons. Gene Ontology annotation, molecular function: DNA-binding transcription factor activity, RNA polymerase II-specific; RNA polymerase II cis-regulatory region sequence-specific DNA binding. Bases 1 to 1053 code for a protein of 350 amino acids.